Podarcis raffonei (Aeolian wall lizard) is the source of this 3212-nucleotide messenger RNA. Its product is annotated as histone-arginine methyltransferase CARM1-like. The record is from RefSeq and is a predicted model, not a curated record. Gene Ontology annotation, biological process: peptidyl-arginine methylation. NCBI's taxonomy places the organism in Eukaryota, Metazoa, Chordata, Lepidosauria, Squamata, Lacertidae. Bases 248 to 1669 code for a protein of 473 amino acids. The transcript has 13 exons. Gene Ontology annotation, molecular function: protein-arginine N-methyltransferase activity.
UGGGCUGCGCUGGACGGGUCGGGGGCGCUCGUGCGCGCGCGCGAGGCUUCUUAGCUGGGGGAAGCGGAGCGGGAGCCAAGCAGGCUGCUUUGCUUUGCGUGGCCGCGCGAGGCGCCUCCGACGGGGAGCCCGGCCGGCGCGCGGCCGCCAGGCUCGUGCCCGCCAGGCUCGUCCGCCCGCUGCUGCCGCGGGUCUGGCGCGAGGAGGAGCCACGGCCGCCUCGGCUGUGCGCGGGGCAGGAGGCGGCAUGGCUGCCCCGGCGGGGUCGGCCUGUCCGACGGCGCCGCGCUUCGCGGUGCAGCUGCGGCUGGUGAGCGAGGAGCAGCUGGCGCAGGGGCCGCUCCUGCUCCGCGCCGGGGCCAAGGCGCUCCGCCUGCAGCUGCAGCCCAGAGACGGAGAAGCCGAGCUGGCCGUGACCGACGCUGAUGGCGUUUGUGUGUUUAAAUGCUUGGUCAACAAAGAUACCGAAUAUUGCCGUGUGGGAAAAGAAUCAAUCUUGAUAUCGCUUGGCUAUAACAAUGCCUUACUUCAAUUCAGGUCCCAUUCUGAAUAUAGCAUGUUUUCAAAUGUGCUGAAGAACUGCAGGAAUUGGAAUAAGGAGCACUCCGUGUUCAAUCAGAGAACCGAAGAAUCCUCUGCAGCUCAAUAUUUUCAGGUAGAGGUCCAUUGCAUCACAAACCUAGAAGAGUUUUAUGGCUGCUUAUCCCAGCAACAGAACAUGAUGCAGGAUUUUGUAAGGACGGCCACAUAUCACAGAGCAAUACUACAGAACCAUAUAGAUUUUAAGGAUAAGGUGAUCCUAGAUGUUGGCUGUGGGUCAGGAAUCCUUUCGUUUUUUGCUGUGCAGGCUGGAGCGAGAAAAGUCUAUGCAGUGGAAGCCAGCUCUGUGGCCAAAUAUGCUGAGAUUCUAGUACAAAGUAACAACCUCUCUGAUAAGAUCAGCGUUUUGACGGGGAAAAUUGAGGAAAUCUCCUUGCCUGAGAAUGUCGACGUCAUUGUUUCUGAGCCAAUGGGUUAUAUGCUGUUCAACGAGAGAAUGCUGGAAAGUUACCUCCACGCCAAGAAGUGGCUGAAGUCAAAUGGAAUGAUGUUUCCAACAUUUAGUGACAUUCAUUUGGCUCCUUUUUCCGAUGAACAGCUCUACAUGGAACACUACUCCAGAGCCAAUUUUUGGUACCAGCAGUGUUUUUAUGGAGUCAAUCUGUCCAGUCUCCGCAAUGCAGCUGUAGAUGAAUACUUUAGGCAACCUAUUGUAGAUACAUUUGACAUAAGAAUUUUAAUGGCCCGGACAGUGAAGUACACCGUCAAUUUUACAGAUGCAGAAGAGGAAGAUUUGCAUAGAGUGGAAAUCCCCUUUGUUUUCCAAAUGAUGCAGUCUGGGCUAAUCCAUGGUUUGGCCUUCUGGUUUGAUGUGGCAUUUGUCGGCUCACUGGUGACUGUUUGGCUCUCAACUGCCCCCACGGAGCCUCUGACUCACUGGUAUCAAGUCCGCUGCCUUCUCCAAACUCCUCUCUUUGCCAAAGAAGGGGAAACUCUUUCAGGGAAAGUCCUGUUCGUGGCAAAUAAACGGCAGAGUUAUGACAUCCAAAUUGUUGCUGUAGUGGAUGAAACGGGCUUUAAGUCAGGCAAUGUCCUUGAUUUAAAGAAUCCAUUUUUUAGAUAUGCUUAGAUUGCGAUAUACACCUGCUGGAAGAAAAACCAGGAUUACCAAACCAAGUAGCCCACGAGAAGUUGAAAGCGAGACUAUCCAGCAGGUUCCUUCUUCCGUGAAACCUAACUGUACAUAUCAAAAGGAAAUAUUUUAUGCAAAUUGUAUAAAAAUAUGUUUGUGCUAUUUCACACACACCCUUCCCCCCCACCCCCCAAGCUGGGCACCCCCAUCUUUAAACAUGCCUGCCUGGAAGUAUUUUUCACUGCGUCCAAUGGUAUUUUCUUGGUGAGUGCAUUUAUUUGGAAAUCCUCCCCGCUUAAAUCAAUGGAAACUGGUCUGCAACUCGCACCCGCCUCUCCUGCCUGGCGAGGGGUCAGGGCUGCUGGGAGUUGCAGACGGAAGCAUCUGAAGCUCCCCAUCUGGUCUCCUCCUGGCCUUCAGGAGGGGAAUGUUGGUCACAUCUUUGAAUGACGCUGUCCUUUGUUCCAGAGGUACCAAAAUACCAUAUUUUUCGCUCUAUAGGACGCACCGGACCAUAGGAGGGGGAGAACAGGGGAAAAAACAUUCUCCCCCUCUCUGUGCAGCGCCCCUUUAGCGAAGCGGCAGGAGAAAUGGAGCCCUUUCCAUUUCUCCUCCCGCUUGGCUGAAGGGGCGCUGCGCAGAGAGGGAAAACUGUGCAGCGCCUCUCCAAUGAAUCGAAGCCUGGAGAGCAAGAGGGAUUGGUGUGCACUGACCCUUCUCGCUCUCCAGGCUUCAGGCGGCUAUCCGCAAGCCUUAGGAGCACAGCGGGAACUCCCGCUGCGCUCCAAGGCUUGCGGAUAGCUGCCUGAAGCCCAGGGAGCGCAGAGGGAGUUGGUGCUGCGCUCCCCGGGCUUCAGGCUGCAGGCUGCUAUCCGCAAGCCUUCAGAGUGCGGCGGGAAUUCCCACUCCCUCUGCACUUCGGAGGCUUUGUGUUGCUGUCGCUGAAGCCAAAGAGCCUGCAUUCACUCCAUAGGACGCACACACAUUUCCCCUUCAUUUUUGGAGGGGAAAAAGCGCAUCCUAUAGAGCGAAAAAUACGGUUGUACUGGUAUCUGAGGUUUCCUUUUUUCAGUUUGUCUAAGACUGAUGCUCCUUGUUUUUCUCUCCCCCCCCCAUCCUUCCCUCCCUUAAGGAAUAUUCUUAACCAAGCCUACCUCAUGUUUGUACACAUACAUAGGAUGUAUGAGAAUACUGUGGACAAUACACCAAGCUCAUACUCAAUGUUUCAGUAUUUGCAAGAGGUAUUUAAAGAUCUGGAGCUUAUUUUCAGCUGGCCAAUAAUGAACCUUUUCCGCCUCAGAGCAAUAUGGCGCUAGGCUCUCCACCCAACCAACGUCUCCUCUAACCUGCAUUGUUUUCAAGCAAUCCUGAACGGUCUUGAGUCAGUCUGCCAGUGACCCUCUUUUGGCAAACCCAUUGAAGAAGGGCAACAGCAGACGACUCUGCCGCCAAUCCUUCUGUAUGGUUCCUACUUUCUGUAGAUAGCACAGCAGCAAUUGUACAUUUAAUCUUUCCAAUAAAAUUUAAAUACGAAAUACAA